This is a messenger RNA of Neoarius graeffei (lesser salmon catfish), 517 nucleotides long. RefSeq names its product C-X-C motif chemokine 11-6-like. The record is from RefSeq and is a predicted model, not a curated record. Gene Ontology annotation, biological process: chemokine-mediated signaling pathway; cellular response to lipopolysaccharide; inflammatory response. The coding region runs from base 48 to 353 and encodes 101 amino acids. Gene Ontology annotation, molecular function: chemokine activity; CXCR chemokine receptor binding. Gene Ontology annotation, cellular component: extracellular region. Lineage: Eukaryota; Metazoa; Chordata; Actinopteri; Siluriformes; Ariidae. The transcript is spliced from 4 exons.
AGACUCUGCACAUCCUUGGCAAGAGUGUGUUCAGGUGCAAGAAGAAAAUGAAGGCUGCUGCUGUUUUUCUUGUAUUUGCCAGUCUACUUAUUGUUCAUGUCCAAGGACAGGCCAAGACCAGUGUAAGGAGGUGUUUGUGUCAGUCUCAUGGGAUGAACCGUGUUAGUCUACAACGUAUUGACAGGAUUGAAGUUUAUUCUCCUAGUGCAUCAUGUGAAAAUGUCGAAAUCAUAGUUGUUCUGAAGAAUGGUGCAGGGAAAAGAUGUUUGAAUCCUGAAUCCAAAUUUGCCAAGAAUUACAUCAAGAACGCUAUGCAAAGGAGGAGUCAACUUAAGGAAAACAGUUCUCACUAGACCAGGAGGGCAAAGAUCCAAUAAUGGUUAAAGUUUUUUCCAUUAAGCUAGUGUGAUGUGUUACAUUUCUAUUUAUUCAAUAUUUAUGUUUGUUGUUGUGGCAAACACAGUUACUCAUUAGUCAAAUGUUUAAUUUAUUAGUUGUACCACUGGAUAUUGUUGGA